UGCACACUAGCACUUGUGGCAACGCUUAAAAGGUCUGGCAUCACUGAUUCAGAAACACGCGCAAAGAUAUGGAAAAUAGUAGUUAACUUAACACCGGUGUUUAUAUUAAAAUACUCUGCUUAAAUUAAGCCUGCUCAUUAAGGAACACAGCACUACCUCCGUGUAAAGAGUACGAGUACAAAAUCCAAACCCGACACAAGCUACCAUGGCUGGCGUACUUUUCGAGGACAUCUUCAACGUGAAGGACAUGGACCCGGAGGGCAAGAAGUUCGACCGAGUGUCCCGCCUGCACUGCGAGUCCGAGUCUUUCAAGAUGGACCUCAUCCUGGACAUCAACUCGUGGCUGUACCCCAUGGAGCUGGGCGACAAGUUCCGCCUGGUCCUGGCCACCACGCUGCGCGAGGAUGGCUGUCCGGACAGCGGGGAGUACAACCCCAUGGAGCACGAGGGCACGCGGGCGGACAGCUUCGAGUACGUGAUGUACGGAAAAAUCUACCGGAUCGAGGGUGACGAAGCGCACAACGAGGCCUCCCGGCUCUCCGCCUACGUCUCCUUCGGCGGCCUGCUGAUGCGACUGCAGGGAGACGCCAACAACCUUCACGGCUUCGAAGUGGAUCAGCACAUGUACCUCCUGAUGAAGCGGCUGGCCUUCUGAGUUUCCCUUCUACUUACUUCCGUUCGAAAAUUAGACAUAAACAACAAACUUUAUUUA
Messenger RNA from Drosophila takahashii, 712 nucleotides. RefSeq names its product DNA-directed RNA polymerases I, II, and III subunit Rpb8 (gene Polr2H). Gene Ontology annotation, biological process: DNA-templated transcription. Lineage: Eukaryota; Metazoa; Arthropoda; Insecta; Diptera; Drosophilidae. The record is from RefSeq and is a predicted model, not a curated record. Gene Ontology annotation, cellular component: RNA polymerase II, core complex; RNA polymerase I complex; RNA polymerase III complex.